UCUUCCGCUGCGGUGCGGAUGUAGCAGCUGACCGGCUGACUGCGAUUAAAAAUGUACUCUCACGCUUCAGAGAGUUUAAUUAAACAAGCGAGGGAGAUUCAGGAGUCUGAGCUGCUGAAGUUUUACAGCCGACUUGCGAAGCUGUUUCAGGUUAAGGAGCUCAGCCAUGAGACGCUGGACUCCCUGCAGAGGCUGCACCUCAUCCUGUCCGCUAAUAAGUUCACCAGAAAGCUGCCCUCAGAUCUGCAGCAGAGGCUCCUGUUGCUCCUCUCCUCCCCAGCAGAGCAGCUUCAGGUGCUUAGCUCUGCCGUGCUCAGGGAGACACUGCCAUCUUCUGGCGAAGAGCUGAACAGCAUCCAGGAAAACAUCAGUCAGCUGAACACUCACACUGCAUCUCUACUCAUCUCACAGGCCGGGUCCAAGGCAGAGCUGUCCAGUCUCUGUGCACGGCUGGUUCAUGGUCUGGAAGGCAGGCCGUCAGAAGGGACAGCUCGCUCGCUCAUGUUCACCCUGCCGGCUCUCAAGAGCAUUGUGACCCUGAGCCCAGAGUGCCUCACAGAGGAACAUGUAACCAUCCUGAGUCAGAGGAUCAUCGACUGGCUGCGUUAUGCAAGCAUUGUACAGGGAGGAGGAGCCUCUUCUGGGGGAUUCUUCACAGGACCCCGAUCCCGUCAGCCUUUGCCCACAGCAGAGCUGGACGGCUCUGUGUCGGGGGACUUCUUCACUGUGCUCUGUGUGGGACAGGGGUUCACAGAGGACCAAUGGAUGAACGUCUACUCGUUUUCCAUGCUGCGCCGCUGGCUGCUCACCUACCACUCUGGUUCUAGCAGCACAGUAGACGCUGCAAACAGGCUACAGCUCAGCCUCUCCCACUCCUACGAUGAUCGAUCUGAGGUGGAUGGAUCAGUGGUUUCCAUGGUUUCGGCAACUUCCUCCUCCAGUCGGCUUCUUCCUCCAAAGGAGCGUCUGAGAGAGAAAGCCUUCCAGUACUGCCAGCGUCUGAUCGAGCAGUGCGAUCGCAAGGCGCAGAAGAAGGCCGACACAGAGCUGCAGAAAGCGUGCAUGGCGGAGGCGGUGUGCAUCCUGGACUGCGUGUGCAUUGAGGAGCCCUCCUUGGUCUUCCGUGCGUUCCCGUCCAUAAAGGCCCUGUUUGGUCGGCUGAGCUCGGAUCUGUCGUUCGCCAGGGUGCUGCUGCCCGUAGCGCAGUUCUACCUCAACCACGGUGAGCUGGCAGCUGUGGACUGUGAGAGUGUGUGGAAGUUGGUCUUUGGCCGCUUUCCUGCAGAACUCUUCAGUGACCCUUUCCUAUCCCACGAACUGCUGCGCUUCCUCCGCCUGAACCUGGAGAACCUGCAGCUCAGAGUUCCCGAGUUUAUCCGCUUCUUCCCAAACCUUCUGAAGUUUUUAGCGUGGGACAGCACUGCAGCUGUGGAGGAUUUUGUGGAUCUGCUGCCCUCCCUGGUUACUGAAGGUACUGCAGUGGAGAUGCUUCAUACGCUACUGGAUCUACCAUGCCUUUCAGCCACGCUGGUCCUGCAGCUCAGGUCCAUGUCUCUGCCCAUCUCUGAACCGAGCAGCCGAGGCUUGAUGUCGCUUGACGCGUUUCGAAACCCCGCCUUCAGAGGGCUUUUCCUCUUUCUGCUACGAGUGGAGAGCGGCUCAGGUCACACAAUAGACCGCUUGAGCACGCUCCACGAUCUGCUGGCGGAGGCAGCCAACUGGCCCAGAGUCGUCCGCUGUGCCCAGGCGGUUCCACUGCUGCUGCACAUUUAUUUCAACACAGUCGUUACGGUGGCGGAUGAGAAGCUGUUAGCUCAUCUGGUUCUGGUGAUGCUGGAGAGGAGCAGCCUGCUCAUCAACAUCCCCUCCUUCCACAAAGAUGUACACAGGGUGUUUAGUAGCCACCUACUGAAGCUGUGCAAGCUCCGCCCCUCUCUGGUUGUGGACCAAUCGCACGAGCUGCUGGAGUUUGCAGGGACCACAGCCAACGUCUACAGCAAGGAAGAAGUUUACACUCAUGUGGUCUGGGUUUUAGGAGAGUACCUGUCAGCGUCGUCUGACUCCCGUUGCUCAGUGACACUCAUCACUUCCUGCUUUGAAACCUUGGAGGCGGUACUGUUUGAGAUAACCUCGUCCGCCCCACCCCCUGGAACUUUGUGCCCCGCCCCUAAGGUCAUCACCACUUUGAUGAGCGCGCUGGCUAAGCUGGCGUCACGAUCACAUGACCUCAUUCCAAGGGUGUCUCUUUUCUUCUCCAAACUAAGAACCGUAGCCAGAAGCGGGCUGGUCCCCUGGUGCACCGAUGAAGAUGACCUCAUUGCCAUAGUGACGCGUGGGGAGGAGCUAUGGUCUCUGCUAAAAGCCCCCGGUGUGGCUCAGAGUGUCCUGACCCCGCCUCCUCACAUCAUCACGCCACGGUGGCACAGGGACACAAACCUGGCCCUGCCGCUGCAGCUACGGGUCCUCACUAGGCUCACGCACUCACAGUGACGCACACUCAUCCAUCCUGCUGUGGUACUUUGGAAGCUUCUGGAAAUCCAUUCCAUCUUUGCACCUUUUUUGUAAAUAAAUGAGAUGAAUGACUUGAAAUGUAAUAAUUUGAUGUUGAAAUAAUAAAUCAUA
Cyprinodon variegatus (sheepshead minnow) is the source of this 2622-nucleotide messenger RNA. RefSeq names its product adaptor related protein complex 5, zeta 1 subunit (gene ap5z1). Lineage: Eukaryota; Metazoa; Chordata; Actinopteri; Cyprinodontiformes; Cyprinodontidae. The record is from RefSeq and is a predicted model, not a curated record. Gene Ontology annotation, cellular component: AP-5 adaptor complex. The transcript is spliced from 18 exons. Bases 52 to 2490 code for a protein of 812 amino acids.